Anopheles bellator is the source of this 2448-nucleotide messenger RNA. It is a transcript of the gene morula, whose product is annotated as anaphase-promoting complex subunit 2. The transcript is spliced from 3 exons. The coding region runs from base 1 to 2391 and encodes 796 amino acids. The record is from RefSeq and is a predicted model, not a curated record. Gene Ontology annotation, molecular function: ubiquitin protein ligase binding. Gene Ontology annotation, biological process: ubiquitin-dependent protein catabolic process. Lineage: Eukaryota; Metazoa; Arthropoda; Insecta; Diptera; Culicidae. Gene Ontology annotation, cellular component: anaphase-promoting complex.
AUGUCGUACUGCCUGGAGCUGUCUCAGUUAAUAAACAAGACCAUAGCCGAACCCGUAACGACCGAUGAACUGAACCGACUGCAGAAAGGAUUGCUGAAACAGGCUGGGGGACGAACCAUCCUCCUGACUCGACUGUAUGAGCGGGUGUUGCUGCAAAUCAAAUGCAACUUGAGCCACGAAACGGUACCGAAGUUCUGGGCACGUUUUACGCCCAGCAUUCGGCAAGCUGGCGAUCAAACUUCAUUAGGACUGCAGAAACACUUAGGGGUUGCUGUCGCAACGGAGAUCAACGGCCGAUUGCUCGAGUUUCAGAAUGCGGUGAAAGAAUUAUACCUUCAGUAUGCUUUUUUCCGGCGCCAGCUCAAACGUCUCACUGUCGUAUGUGCGGACACUAUCGUGCCGCAUCAUGUGAGAAAAAAAUCGAACGAGGUAACGGAAUUCCACGAUAUGUUCCACUGCGAACUGCUUAGCCAAUUACCGUCGCACUUCAAUGACCUCGUUUAUGACUUCUAUACAAUCGCCUUUCGCGUGUUCGUAUUCACGUACGCGGAAAAUGAAGAUUACAUGGAGAUUCCCGAAUCGCAUCAUUGCGAGGCAUGUGGUGUAGAAAACAACGAGUGCCAGUGCCAAACCAUUGCCAGCGCGUUCAACAUCACGAAUAAGUACCUCUCUUUGAUGGGUCUUUUGGAUCAAAUCGCAGGUUACACGCUGAAUCAGUUGAUCCAGGAGCGGAUAGAUGCGAAAGUACGAGAAACGAAGGAAAACUAUGCCACCUCGCACGUUGAAUCGCUAGAAUUGUGGCUGAAUACAGUGGUGUUGCAGUGGUUGACGCGCAUCUAUAACCAAGGGUCAUUGCAAGUCAAACCGGAGCAUCAUUCGGUCCAGGAAGCUAUCAAUAACUUUCAGUUGAAGCUGAGCUUUUAUAUGUACGAAAACUACGCAAAUACGAUCGUCAACCAGUUCUUCCAGAUCAUUAUUAACUUCCCAAUGUCCCAACCUGCGGUGGACGAUCUAAAGCUGUGCCUGGGAAAGAUUAAACUGAAACGGUGCUUCGUUGAAACGAUUCGUCAAAUGUUACAGAACUGUCUGCUACAUCCGGGGGUCGACACACCGGACAUACUGACGGGUUACGUGGCAGCGCUGAAAACUCUUGCCCACUUCGAUACGAGCGGAGUACUUCUACGUUCGAUUACAAAACCCGUUAAGGAAUACCUACGCGGGCGGCCGGAAACCGUGCGGUGUGUCGUGACGAGUCUUACCGGAGAAGGCACAUCAGAUCUGGCAGAAGAGUUGGCAAAGAGCGAUCCAAAUGAGACGAAAGCUCCAAACGAAAAUCCAGAAGAAACGGACUGGAAAAACUGGAACCCUGAUCCAGCCAAUGUCGCUCCGGCCAUGCUGAAAAGUGCCAGUUCUAGCAAGGCUGCCGAUAUUAUAUCGAUGGUCGUUGAUAUAUACGGUAGCAAGGAAAUAUUCGUUAAUGAAUAUCGCAACCUGCUUGCAGAAAGGUUACUUUCGCAGAUGGACUUCAAUCCCGAGCGGGAGGUUAAGAAUCUCGAGUUAUUGAAGCUGCGCUUUGGCGAAAGUAUGCUACACAGCUGUGAAGUGAUGCUGAAAGAUAUAACGGACUCGAAGCGUAUCAACAACCAUAUAAUGUUGCCAGAUUCCGAAUCAGACAAAAACAUCCCUUUCCCACUGUCGGCUCUAAUUGUUUCAUCGCAGUUUUGGCCAACGUUUAAGAAGGAAACAAUGGAGCUGCCGUCAGCGAUAAAGGAAAUAUUUGAUAUCUACACGAAGGCAUACGAAGCGUACAAAGUAAACAGAACGCUUCACUGGACGCCACUCAAUGGGAAAGUAUGUAUAGAGGUGGAGCAUAACGGCAAGGUACAAGAGAUGCUGGUCACUCCUGCUCAAGCAGCAAUAAUAAUUCAUUUCAGCGAACAGUCGCAAUGGGAAUUGGAUGCCUUGGGUCAGGUAUUGAACAUGCCACCGAUCGUUCUCCGGAAGCGCUUGCUCUUCUGGCAAUCGAACGGAUUGAUACGCGAAACAAAAGAAAACGUCUUUGUGUUGGUCGACAAAAAUGAUGAUUCCGAGAAAAGUUUGGAGCAGAUGCAAGGCCAAUCGAACGAUAUGUGCGAGGAGGAAGAGGCAGAAAGUGCAAUGGAAUCCGCUAGUGACCAGCGUGAAGAGGAACUACAAGUUUUCUGGUCGUACAUCGAAGCAAUGUUAACUAAUCUAGACUCGCUGCCACUGGAUCGUAUCCACCAAAUGCUGAAAAUGUUCGCUUCCCAGGUCGAUUUUACUCAGGACGAACUGAAGAACAUCCUGCAACGUAAAGUUCGGGAACAUAAAUUGGUGUACGCAGGUGGUGUGUAUCAGUUGCCGAAAUCGUAAACAGAUUAACCGGUAGAAAAACGUUUAUUAUAAAAACUGGUCAAUAUAAUUUGGGUU